AUGUCCGCAUUCAACACCCCAUAUACCGACUCCAUUCCGCCGUCAUUUGACCUCGAAUAUGCUACUCCCGUGCCCUCAACACUCACCGACCACAACAAUGCAAGCCAAGCGGAGUCGCAUCUCAGUCCUCCUGUGAAUAUUUCUUCGCUCUCCCAAACAAACUCCCACCGAGUCAGCAAAGCUAUGAAGGGCAAGCGAGUCCAUGCAUGCGAGCGCCCCGGAUGUCCGAAGGUCUUUACCAGAGCCGAACACCGCAGACGACAUGAGCUCAGCCACGAGCCUAGAAAGCAAUAUCCUUGCACAUACGAAGGGUGCAAAAAGGCAUUCCAUCGCCCGGAUUACUUGACUCAGCACCUGAGUCGGCAUGCGAAUUCAGCACCAAAGGAAAAUAAAUCAUACGCUCGAAGCGACACAUCAAAUCGUCGGUCAAGCCUACAACAACAGAUGCAGUCGCAACCAGCCAACUCACCUCCUAUUCCAUUCCAAGCGGAUCCUACCGACAAUUAUGCUGGCGUGUGGGGAAGCAUGGAUUCCUCCAUGUCAUGUCCCCAGUAUGCCAGGGGCCAGAGCCAGUCUUCCGCAUCCGUUGAUGACCACCCAUCGCCAUAUUCCUAUACGAACGAUAUCUGCAGCUCGCCCGUCGCAAGCGACUCCUUUGCGAACCCCCAAUACCCCACUACGGGCAUGCCGGCGGAGAUGGUGACUGCCAUCGAUCAAUAUCUGCGGAGCAUCUUGAAGCCUGAAGCCUUUUCAUCACCCCACCAGCAGAUGAACCCCGCGAUCUGGAACUCCGAUAUUGAGAUCGAUCCUACGUUGACAAAGAUCGAGAGCCCAGACCAACUACCACUCUAUUCAUGGCCUCCCCCCCACCACUUGCAAUACGAGGAUCAUCCAGUGCAGAUGAACCUCCCAUCCGACAACCGCUGA
Molecule: messenger RNA, 927 nt
Organism: Penicillium hordei
Lineage: Eukaryota; Fungi; Ascomycota; Eurotiomycetes; Eurotiales; Aspergillaceae
Exons: 4
Coding region: 1-927 (308 amino acids)
Biological process (GO): regulation of transcription by RNA polymerase II
Cellular component (GO): transcription regulator complex; PcG protein complex
Molecular function (GO): RNA polymerase II cis-regulatory region sequence-specific DNA binding; DNA-binding transcription factor activity, RNA polymerase II-specific
Source: RefSeq, a predicted model, not a curated record